AUGCAUCUCCCGCGGAGCUGCAUCGUCCUCCUCAUCCAGGGGAGCAUCUCGCUGCUGGUGGUCUGUGGCCAAGAAGAACCAGGGAAAGGUGCAGAGCAACGUGAACCCAAAACCCAGGAGAGAGCUCAAGUGCAGAAGACGAGAGGGCUGCUCUCUCCAAAGUCGCUGUUAACUCCAACCUUACUGCAGAACAUCACCCUCCUGGAGCUGGGGAGCAGCUCACGGGAGUUAUGGGAUAUCCUGGACAACCUGUCUGAGCGGGACCACGCUCCGCACCCCAGAGGACAGAGGGACUUGGGACCAGCCUCAGGCAAGCUUAAAAAAAUUUUUGGCUGGGGAGAUUUCUAUUCCAAUAUCAAGACAGUGAAGUUGAACCUCUUGAUCACUGGAAAGGUGGUGGAUCACGGCAACGGCACCGUCAACGUCUUCUUCCGACACAACUCUACUGGGCAAGGGAACAUCUCCGUCAGCCUCGUCCCCCCCACCAAAGCAGUGGAGUUUGACCUGGAGCAACAGAUCUUCAUCGAGGCCAAAGAAUCCAAAAUCUUCAACUGCCGCGUGGAGUACGAGAAAGUGGAUCGUGCCAAGAAGACCACUCUCUGCACGUACGACCCAUCUAAGACCUGCUACCACGAGCACACCCAGAGUCACGUCUCCUGGGUCUGCUCGAAACCCUUCAAAGUCAUCUGCAUCUACAUCACCUUCUACAGCAUAGACUACAGGCUGGUGCAGAAAGUCUGUCCCGACUACAACUAUCACAGCGACGUACCCUACUACCCCUCGGGAUGA
Charadrius vociferus (killdeer) is the source of this 789-nucleotide messenger RNA. It is a transcript of the gene NXPH3, whose product is annotated as neurexophilin 3. Gene Ontology annotation, molecular function: signaling receptor binding. Bases 1 to 789 code for a protein of 262 amino acids. Lineage: Eukaryota; Metazoa; Chordata; Aves; Charadriiformes; Charadriidae. The transcript is spliced from 2 exons. The record is from RefSeq and is a predicted model, not a curated record.